UCCCGGAAAGAUGUUCUGUCAACAGGAACGGUGUUUUAUCAACUUUCAUGCCAGAAGCUUGUUAAAUUUUAAAGAGGUUAUGAAGUUUGAGAAUCGUCACAAAAGUUAUCAAACUUUUUGGACGAUGCUUAUUAAUCGGAGGCAUACAGUAUACGCAAACAAAUAUAAUUAGAAGACGAUAUUUUACUUAAGCCAAUAUUAUAUCACGUUUUAAUUGUGACACUUAUCAAAAUGGCAAUACAAGAAGAAGGCAAGACGUGGGUACUGGAAUUAGAAGCAGCGUUGCUUGAUACGGAAGCUCCUUCUGCGUCUGACAUAUAUGCAAUUUGUAAAGGUCAGGCAGUUCCUGAAGAUCUAAGACCAGAUGUUUGGCAAGCGUGUUUGGAUGUUGUCGAUCGAGGUAAUCAACUAAGUCAGUUCAAUGAAGUCUUUGAUUUGCCAGAACAAAAUGUUAUACGAGAUGAUUGUCAAGAAUUUGUUGCAAAACUUGGAAAUGACGACGAAGAUAAAGUGUUUGUUGUUUCUGACUUGGAAUCAAUUAUAACAUAUUAUUGUAAAACUAAGGGAGGACAAUAUGAAAGAGGAAAUGGUUGGUUAGAAUUACUAGGUCCAUUGGUAGCUUUAAAAUUACCACGUUCUGCGACAUAUAAUUUAUUUGAAGCAAUAAAAGAACUAUAUAUUCCAAGAGGUGAAAUAUACAGUUCUGUAUUACGACUUUUGUUGUUAUAUCAUGAGCCAGAAUUGUGUUCUUUUUUGGAUACAAAAAGGGUAUCGCCUGAUCAGUACACAAAAGGUUGGGUGAAUACUUUAUUUGCUGGUGUAUGUUCCUUACCAGCAGUGUGUACAAUGUGGGAUUUAUAUUUUAUGCAAGCUGAUCCUUUUUUCAUGUUGUUUCUUUCUCUUAUAAUGGUAAUAAAUGCAAGAGAACAAAUAUUAAGCAUGAAAGAUGAUGAUAAACAAAGUAUAAUAGAUGCCAUAUCAAUGAUGCCAUGUGCUUUGGAGGCUGAAGAUGUAACAGAUUUUUGUUCAUUAGCACAAUAUUAUGCAAUGAAAACACCAUCGUCCUUUAAACAUGACCUGUAUCCUGUAAUGUUUGGUGAUAAUUAUGAAAAUAAAUUGAUAUCACACGCUUUAUGUUUACCAGUAUCGGCACAAGAAUUAGUAGAAAAUGCAAUUGAAACUUCGUCCAUGUCUAAUAAUUCUGUUGAAUCGGUUAGAUUUUUUUUAGUGGACUGUCGACCUGCAGAACAGUAUAAUGCAGGGCAUUUGCCAACUGCAUUUCAUUUGGAUUGUAACUUGAUGCUUCAAGAACCAUCUGCAUUUGCUACUGCUGUACAAGGAUUAUUACAAGCACAACGUCAAGCAUUAGCUGUUGGUUCACACGCAGGAGGAGAACAUCUUUGCUUUUUAGGUAGUGGUAGACAAGAGGAAGAUCGAUAUACACAUAUGGUAGUGGCUUCUUUUUUGCAAAAACACACUCAAUAUGUGAGUAUGGUUACUUCAGGAUAUCAAGCAAUACAUGAGUAUUUUGGAGAUGAAGUGGUUUCCAGUUUGGUCGAUCAUAAUUCACAACACUGUUUAGUAUGUAAUGCCAACAUGUCUGAGACUAAUUCAAACGAAGCCAGUCCAGAUAAAACAAAAAAUAACAAUACUGAUCUUUUUGGUAAGAUUGGUAUGGUAAUGAGAUUAAAGAGUCAAAAAGUGAAAGGGAAACUUUUCGAUUAUAUUGUUAAUCCUUCUGCAAGUGUUAAUAGCAAUAUGGAUAUAAAGGGUAAUAAAGAUUUAGAAUACAUUAGACGAUCAAGAAAAACGGCACCCGUUUUUAGUAUAGAUGAUGAUCAAGAAUUAGAUAUGACAAUGACCAAUAACGAAAGCGAGGAACCUAUUGAAGUUGUAUCUAUCCAGCAAUGGAUGAAAGAUCCUAAAUUAUUACAUUCCUUCAAAUGUCAAGAAGUCAAAGUUAAUGGAGACCUUUGUGAUAGUUUAUUGUUAAUUACCGAUAGUCAUCUCAUUGUACUCCGUGAGAUACAAGAACGUAAGGGUGCAGCACACGUAAUCGUUAAACGUCCUUUAACUAGUAUUGUUAAAAUAACAUCUAGAAAACGACAUUCAGACCUAAUCACUUUCAAAUAUGGUACUACACAAUAUAAUGAUACAGUGAUUUCUGAUAUGGAUAAAUUUCUUAUACCUAAUGCAAGUGAAGCAACUAAAUUAAUCACACAACAAAUUCUAAAACAAUUGAAAACAUCUAACUAAUGUAAGUUCUAAAUGAGUACAAUAAUUGAAUUAUAGUAUAUUACUUUAAUUACAGAAGGAAUUCAUUUGAAUAUAUUUAAAGUUUUUAAUUUAUCUUAUAUGAAUAUAAAACAUGAAUGUUUAUCUGCUUCAUACAGUAUAUAUUUAUUUUAAUAGUUAACAUAAUAAAGUUCAUAAGGUACUACAACGUCGGUAGGCCACGAUAACAUUUAUAAUUAAUGAUGACGAAAUAACAUAAUUUCUUUUGCUAAAUUCAUAUUUCAUACAUAAAAACAUAAAAGUCUAGAUUUUUAUUCUAUCAUAGAAUAGUUUAAAACAUGUGUUGUGAGCUAAUGGCCCGAGUCUAGUCAAAAAUUCGUCGUGUUGUACAUUAUGCGGAGAACUUAAGUUUUUAUUUCUAAUAAAUCAUCGUAAAUGAGACAUAAGAAAAUAUGUCCAUGUAAUGUGAAAUGAUUGAUUAUAACAUUCAAUGACUUUCAUAUAAACACAUCUUGCCUUUAAUAAUGUUAAUACAUAUACAUAAUACAUACAUUUAUAUUUAACGUAUGCUAUAUAGAAAAACAUAUUUCAUUUCAUUUCUUGGAAAAUUUUAUAAACUGGCUGUGAUAGAAACUAUGGUUCUAUUAAUAGAUUUUAGCAAGUUUCCAAUGCAUAAUGUACAUACAAGACUGAGGGCUUAAUAUAUUUUAAAAAGUCGAAGAACUAUAUAAUCGAAUCGCAAAUUUAAUUAAUUUCUGAAAUUUGUAAACAACAUAAUUAUCGUGGUAUAAAUACAAAUGUAUGAAAUUUUGUUUAUUUCUUUAGUAAUUCAUAUUAUUUAAAGUACUUAAAGAUAUUAACUUAAAAUGAUGUAGUUACCAGAGUCAGACUAAUAAUUACUUUAAAAGAUAUUUUCAUUUUAUCAUAUAAUACAAUCAUAUUUGUAUUGUACUGUCUGAUGAUUUUUGAAAAAUAAUUUUUUAGAUAAAAAAGAAAUAAACUCAAAAUAUCUUUCAAUUCUAAAUUUAAACAAUUUUUCAUCAUGCUUUCUCUUUCAACAUCAUAUGAAAAUGUCCAUUUGCCAAAUGAAUAUUUGGCACAAGUUAGUAUAUAUAUAUAAUAUUCCAACAUUAUAUGAAUUAUACAACAUACAAAUGAAUCUUCUAAACAAAUUCAAAGAAAGUAGUACUAACUUUGUAAUGCCUUUAUUCAUAUACAACUACCAUUUUUAUGGUAAAUAAGACAUGUCUAAAAUAAUUGCUAUUAGAAAAAUUAUUCAUUUUUUCUUCAAUAUACACAUAUAUAUAUACAUAUAUAUAUACACGUUAUACAUAUAUAUACAUAUAUAUACACACACACUAUUUCGAAGUAAGGCAAAAUUUUUCUUAAAAUCUAAUUAAGAAUAUUGAUAAAAUGAUCAUCUUGAUAAAAUAUUUAAUAAUUUUCUAUGGUCUCACACAGGAAAGAAUACAUUUAUUACUUUUAUAAUCAGAUUAGUAAAUACUGUUAACUACAGUCUUUUAUAUUAAUAUAUUUAUUUGUUUAUUUAUUAAUUAGCUGAGCAUUUUUAGUUGAGAAAGACUGCUUUAAAUGAAUUGAUUUGCAUUAAUUUGAACAUAUUAUGAUUUUUGGCAACAGAGAAUACUAACAUGUAAAAUUUGUUUAUAGUAUGCUAUGUUAUUUGUACGAUACGUAAAUUUCGUAUUUGUGCUUCCAAAAAAGAAUGUCUUGAUAUGUCUAAGUAAAUAAAAAAGAUUAUGUAAACAUUA
This is a messenger RNA of Vespula vulgaris, 4004 nucleotides long. RefSeq names its product TBC1 domain family member 23 (gene TBC1D23). The record is from RefSeq and is a predicted model, not a curated record. The transcript is spliced from 9 exons. Gene Ontology annotation, biological process: retrograde transport, endosome to Golgi. Gene Ontology annotation, cellular component: trans-Golgi network. Bases 232 to 2256 code for a protein of 674 amino acids. Lineage: Eukaryota; Metazoa; Arthropoda; Insecta; Hymenoptera; Vespidae.